AAAAAUUUGGAUUUUCAUAUGGUAAUUCGUUAUUUAGCUUACCAUGAACGCCCCUAGUUCUAAGCAAAUGUAAAAAACGGCACCCCCUCCCAACCCCAACAAACUGCUUUGAUCUGUUGAAAGCAAAUCAAAAACAUAUAGCACUCCAUACACCCAAAUCUCUGUAAAAUCUCAUCCAAAUCCUUUACAAAUUUCUAGGGUUUCGAUUCAAUCCUCUGUAAAAUGCAUACAUAUGCGUUUAGGAAGAUGCAUAGAAGAAGGAAUGUUCAGUUGCUUCUGAUUCAUUUUUGAAUUGUACGAGAAGAACCUGUGAGAACGAUUUGUCUAUAGUAUCAAAUCUACAUGUAAAUCUUAUACGCAAGUUGGCAGAACAUUUUCAAGAUGGUGGAGGUGGGAUCGGAGAGGGAGAAGAAUAGAGAGAAUAAUGGCGGAUUAACGGCUAUAGAUUCGAUUGAAUCACGGUGGGUGUUUCAGGAUGAGUAUGAUUCAGAUAUGGAUAGUGGUGACCAUGGUCCUGCUGACGACGAUGAUGGUUCAACGCCUCACAAUGACUUGGACUUGGACUCUGAUGAUGAUGAUGAUAAUGCCAUGAAGAAACUGAUCCGUACUGGUCCUCGGAUUGAUUCGUUUGAUGCUCUUGAAGUCCCCGGUGCUCAACGGAAUGACUUUGAUGAUGUUUCAGCAGGUAGGAAAGUCCUAUUGGCCUUUCAGACUCUUGGAGUUGUCUUUGGGGACGUGGGGACAAGUCCCUUAUAUACCUUCAGUGUGAUGUUCAGUAAGGCCCCUGUCAAUGGCAACGAAGAUGUUCUUGGUGCAUUAUCCUUGGUUUUGUACACCUUAAUCCUCAUUUCCUUGAUUAAAUAUGUUCUUAUUGUUCUUUGGGCCAAUGAUGAUGGUGAAGGUGGUACUUUUGCUUUGUACUCAUUGCUUUGUAGGCAUGCUAAGGUUAAUCUUCUUCCAAACCAACUUCCAUCAGAUGCUCGAGUAUCAGGCUUCAGACUGAAGGUGCCAUCACCAGAACUUGAGAGGUCUUUAAAAAUAAAAGAAAGACUUGAAGCUUCAUUGACAUUGAAAAAGCUGCUUCUGAUGUUAGUUCUUGCUGGUACUGCUAUGGUGAUAGCUGAUGGAGUUGUUACACCUGCUAUGUCAGUAAUGUCUGCUGUUGGUGGCUUAAGAGUUGGAGUCUCUGGGGUUAAGCAAGAACAAGUUGUGAUGAUCUCAGUGGCAUUUCUUGUAAUUCUGUUCAGUGUACAGAAGUAUGGGACAAGUAAAAUGGGGCAUUUCGUAGGUCCUGCUUUGUUCGUAUGGUUCUGUUCCCUGGGUGGCAUUGGCGUCUACAACCUUGUUAAGUAUGAUUAUAGGGUUUGGAAGGCAUUUAAUCCAGUUCAUAUAUACUAUUACUUUAAGCGCAAUUCAACAAAGGCGUGGUACUCACUUGGGGGCUGCCUUCUUUGUGCAACAGGUUCCGAGGCAAUGUUUGCAGAUCUUUGUUAUUUUUCUGUGAGAUCAGUCCAGCUUACCUUUGUGUUCCUUGUGCUGCCAUGCCUUCUGUUGGGUUACCUUGGUCAAGCUGCUUAUCUUAUGGAAAACCAUGCUGACACAACACAGGCUUUCUUCUCUUCUGUGCCAAGUGGAGCUUUCUGGCCCGUCUUCUUGAUUGCUAAUGUAGCUGCAUUGAUUGCCAGUAGAGCGAUGACCACUGCAACUUUCUCUUGCAUUAAACAAUCCACAGCCCUAGGCUGCUUUCCUCGCCUUAAAAUUAUUCAUACAUCUCGAAAGUUCAUGGGUCAGAUAUAUAUCCCGGUGAUGAAUUGGUUUCUUCUCUCAUUGUCCUUGGUGAUGGUUUGUUCUAUCUCAAGCAUAUAUGAGAUUGGAAAUGCUUAUGGAAUAGCCGAGCUUGGUGUGAUGAUGAUGACAACAAUACUAGUUACUAUUGUCAUGCUUCUGAUAUGGCAGAUCAAAAUCAUUGUUGUGCUUAGCUUUGUUUUUAUCUUCUUGGGAUUGGAGUUAAUAUUUUUCUCAUCAGUUUUAUGGAGUGUGGGAGAUGGAAGUUGGAUUAUUCUGGUUUUUGCUGUAGUCUUAUUUUUUAUUAUGUACAUAUGGAAUUAUGGAAGCAAGCUGAAGUAUGAAACUGAAGUCAAGCAAAAGAUGUCUAUGGAUUUGCUACGUGAACUAGGCCCAAACCUUGGAACAAUCAGAGCUCCUGGAAUUGGCUUGCUUUAUAAUGAGCUGGCAAAGGGCAUACCAGCUAUAUUUGGACAUUUUCUCACCACUCUUCCUGCCGUUCAUUCAAUGAUAAUUUUUGUUUGUAUAAAAUACAUUCCUGUUCCUGUAGUACCUCAGAAUGAAAGGUUCCUGUUUCGCCGGGUCUGCCCCAGAGGCUACCACAUAUUUCGUUGUAUUGCCAGAUACGGUUACAAGGAUGUUCGCAAAGAAAACCAGCAGGCUUUUGAGCAGCUACUGAUUGAAAGUCUAGAGAAGUUCAUUCGUAGAGAUGCUCAGGAGCGGUCACUUGAAAGUGAUGGCAAUGGUGAAUCAGAUUCUGAAGAAGAGCAUGCCUUUUCAAGGGUCCUUGUUGCUCCCAAUGGGAGUGUUUACUCGCUUGGUGUUCCUCUCUUAUCUGAUUUUAAGGACACCGGAAAGGCAGUUAUGGAAGAAAGCACUUCAGAAGAGCUGAAACCUGGCCCUUCAUUUGAGUCCCUCUUGUCCGAUGCUGAACAGUCCUUUGAGAAGGAGCUCUCAUUCUUACGCAAGGCCAAAGAAUCUGGUGUGGUUUACCUCCUUGGUCAUGGAAAUAUUAGGGCAAGGAAAAGUUCCUGGUUCAUUAAGAAGCUUUUCAUAAAUUACUUCUAUGCUUUCCUUAGAAAGAAUUGCAGGAGGGAAAUUGCCAGUUUGAGUGUACCACACUCGCAUUUAAUGCAGGUUGGCAUGACAUAUAUGGUGUGAGAAUUAGCUUUCUGGAAAAGGCCCAUACUAAUAUAUUUUGGUGAAAAGGCAGUUUUAGUGUCAAAUUUUUGUCGGUCCCCUGUAUCAAAGUGAUGAGUGCAGACAAGUGUCCAUAUGUCUUCCUUGCACACACCACAGCUGAAUUGAAGUCCCUCAUCUUAUAGCCUGGAAGUCUUUGCACUGAUCCAGUUAUUGUAACAAAUUUAUCGCCAUAGUCAUUUGGGUUUCAUUCUAACACUGCCUCAACCACCUGACUUAUUCAAUGCCUUUUCAUCUGUUGAAGCUAGACGAGCAGGAAAAAGAGAAGAACGGACACACAUUGACCGCCAAUAUAGAUGCAAACUCAUAAUAUUGUAAUUCUUUUCAGUUACUUUUUCCCUUAUGAGUCACUUUUAACUCAUAAUAUUGUAAUUCUUUUAAGUUACUUUUGCCCUUAGGAGUCACUUUUAUAAUUUUCUUGCCGAAUGACCUUAUAAAUGUUGAUGAAGUUUUCACCGCA
Molecule: messenger RNA, 3445 nt
Organism: Solanum dulcamara
Lineage: Eukaryota; Viridiplantae; Streptophyta; Magnoliopsida; Solanales; Solanaceae
Product: potassium transporter 7-like
Exons: 10
Coding region: 382-2946 (854 amino acids)
Biological process (GO): potassium ion transmembrane transport
Cellular component (GO): plant-type vacuole; vacuolar membrane
Molecular function (GO): potassium ion transmembrane transporter activity
Source: RefSeq, a predicted model, not a curated record